This is a messenger RNA of Poeciliopsis prolifica (blackstripe livebearer), 3642 nucleotides long. Its product is annotated as GTPase IMAP family member 8-like. Gene Ontology annotation, molecular function: GTP binding. Lineage: Eukaryota; Metazoa; Chordata; Actinopteri; Cyprinodontiformes; Poeciliidae. The record is from RefSeq and is a predicted model, not a curated record.
AUGAGUCUGUUUAGAGAAGAAAUCUGGAAACACACACUUGUUGUGUUUACCUAUGGAGACUGGUUAGGAGUGAAGACUGUAGAGGAGAGAAUAGAGAGUGAUGAAGGUCUGCAGUGGAUAGUGAACAAGUGUGAGAACAGAUAUCAUGUCCUGAACAACAAGAACCACAGUGAUAAAACUCAGGUAAAUGAACUACUGGAAAAGAUUGAAGAGAUGUGGGCAGGAAAUGAAGAUCCUUACUAUGAAGUGGAUCUGGACCGAGCAGCACAGCUAGAAACCAAGAGAGAGACUGAAGACAAGAUGGUCAAAAGGUUGAAGACGAUCAAUGAUAGAAAGAUGAGAGUAAUGAAAGAACUGUUUGAAGAUGAAAGACAGCAAGUCACUGAAAUCAACAUUGUUCUUAUUGGACAGAAAUGCUCAGGAAAAAGUAGAGCUGGAAAUCUGGUUCUUUUCAACAAGAGCUUCAAUAUAAACUUUGAGAGAGCUUGGUUGAAAAAGAACCAACAAGAUCAGAGAGAAACUUCAACAUCUGUGAAGCAUGAAGGAAACUCUGAUGGAGUAAAAGUCUCAGUUGUUGAAACACCAGGCUGGUUCUCAGACCCAACACCACCUGACUGGAUCAAAGAUGAAGUUCUCCACAGUGUCUCCAUGUUUUCUCCUGGACCUCAUGUUUUUCUCCUGCUUGUUCCCAUCUGCAGAUCUUUCACAGAGAAAGAUCUCAAAGCUCUGGAGGAGAUCUUGAAGCCAUUAACAGAGAGAGUGUGGAGACACUGCAUGGUGCUGUUUACCUGGGGACACUGGAUCAAUGAUCUCCCUGUAGAGAAUUACAUUGUUAGAGAGGGAAAGGAGCUUCAGGAGCUUCUGGAGAAAUGUGGGAACAUAUACCAUGUUCUAAGUCCCAAACAUUCUGAUGAUCCGGUCCAGUUGAAAGAGCUGUUUCAAAAAAUGUUUGUCAUGGUGACACAAAACAAGGAUUGGUUCACAACAAAACAUCAGAAAAGAAAAUGUUCGGAUUCUGAAUCUACCUCGGCAAAAACAAAACGCUUGCUGACAGAAGACGAGUGGAACAAACGGGAACAGAACCUGAUAGAGAAAAUGUUGAAGGCUUUGUCAAAUGAACCAGAGGAACCAACGGUACCUGUCACAAAAACGUCGAGUAGCAUGGACGAGGACUUAAUUCCCGACACACAAAGUUUCCCUGAUACAGAGUUGAGGAUUGUGUUGAUUGGAGGAAGAUAUGAUGACCUUCACAGUGGUAAAAGUUCUGCUGGAAAUAAUUUGGGUCAAAAUGUUUUUGACACCAGCAGAAGAACAGCUCAAAGUGAAGCAAGACAGCAGGAAGUGUUUGGUAGACGAGUCACAGUGGUUGAUACUCCAGGAUGGUGGUGGAGUUAUCCACUAGAACAGACCCCAAAACUGGAUCAGAUGGAAAUCCAGAACAGUGUCCAUCUGUGUCCCCCAGGACCUCAUGUCUUUCUUCUGGUCAUUCCUGUUGCUUUAUAUUUAUUUCAACGUCUUAAAGCGUUACUAAAGCAACAACUAGAGAUUUUCAAUGCAGAUGUUUUCAGUCACACCAUCAUUCUGUUCACUGCAGUCGCUCCAUGUAGUGAUGAAAAGAUAAAAUCUAAAAUCAGAAGAAAUCUAGUCCUGCAGUGGAUUCUUCAACAAUGUGGAAACAGAAAACAUUUUCUCAACAUCAGUAACAGAGAAGAUAGAGAUCAAGUCAAGAAGCUUUUAGAGAAAAUUGAGACCCUGAUUACAAACAAUGGAUUCAGACACUGUUCUGCUGGCAGAAGUCAAGGAGAAACUCUGAGAAAAGAAAUGAGAGAUUUGACUGAAAGAGCCUCAAAAAGGUUUGAUCAAGUCCAGAAACAAAGAAAGAAACUGAAGCUACAGACUGAAGGUGGAAAAGUUCCUCCAGAUCAUUUGAGAAUAUUGAUGAUUGGAGGAUCAUUUGCUGGCAAAAGCUCUGCAGGAAACAUCAUUCUAGGAAAAAAGAUGUUUAAUGUUAAUGAAAAUGGUGACAAAAGAACAACCCACAGUGAAAUCAGUCAUGGUGUGGUUGAAGGAAGGCGGCUCACAGUGGUUGAUUCUCCUGGAUGGUUCUGCAUCAACACCCUUCAGGAAACCAGUGAGAUGGAUAAACUGGAAAUAGAGAACAGUGUGAAUCUGUGUCCUCCAGGACCACAUGCUGUGCUGCUAGUUGUUCCUCUGGCAAUCAAUGUUGAUAAAUCAUAUCUGAGAUCUGUUCAGGAACACAUGAGUCUGUUUAGAGAAGAUAUCUGGAAACACACACUUGUUCUGUUUACCUAUGGAGACUGGUUAGGAGUGAAGACUGUAGAGGAGCGAAUAGAGAGUGAAGAAGGUCUGCAGUGGAUAGUGAACAAGUGUGAGAACAGAUAUCAUGUCCUGAACAACAAGGACCACAGUGAUAAGACUCAGGUAAAGGAACUACUGGAGAAGAUUGAAGAGAUGUGGGCAGGAAAUGAAGAUCCUUACUAUGAAGUGGAUCUGGACCGAGCAGCACAGCUAGAAACCAAGAGAGAGACUGAAGACAAGAUGGUCAAAAGGUUGAAGACGAUCAAUGAGAGAAAGAUGAGAGUAAUGAGAGAACUGCUUAGAGGGGAGAGUCAUCCAAUCACUGACAUCAGGAUUGUUCUUGUUGGUCAUAAAUGUUCAGGAAAAAGUACAGCUGGAAACAUGAUUCUGUUCAAUGACAAAUUUAGAAUGACCUUUGACAGAGCUUGGCUGAAAAAGAAAUACCAAGAUCAUGAAUCUGCAACAUGUGUGAAACAUGAAGGAAACUUUGAAAGAGUCAAAGUCUCAGUUGUUGAAACACCAGGCUGGUUCUCAGACCCAACACCACCUGACUGGAUCAAAGAUGAAGUUCUCCACAGUGUCUCCAUGUUUUCUCCUGGACCUCUUGUUUUUCUCCUGCUUGUUCCCAUCAUCAGAUCUUUCACAGAGAAAGAUCUCAAAGCUCUGGAGGAGAUCUUGAAGCCAUUAACAGAGAGAGUGUGGAGACACUGCAUGGUGCUGUUUCCCUGGGGAAACUGGAUCAAUUAUCUCCCUGUAGAGAAUUACAUUGUUAGAGAGGGAAAGGAGCUUCAGGAGCUUCUGGAGAAAUGUGGGAACAGAUACCAUGUUAUAAACCCUGACAGUUCUGAUUGUUCUGUUCAAAUCAAAGAGCUUUUCCAAAAGAUUGUUAAUAUGGUAAAACAAAACAAAGAAUGCUUCUCAGUUGAAUGCAAAAAAGAAAAUGUUUUCAGUUUUCUCAGGCCACCAAAAGAACAGACACUUACAGAACAAGAAUGGAACAGGAGAGAACAGGAGCUGAUAGAGAGAAUGAUGAAAGCUUUAGCAAAGGAACCAGAAGAACAAACGUUGCUUCAUGUAGAAACAGCACAGAGCAAAUAUGAAUGUCAUGACAUGAGUGGAGAUGUUGCCUCAGAAUGUGGGAGCAUUUCAGAGAAACAGAGACGACGAGGACAGAACCAAGUUGCUGAAUGGCUGAACAACAGAGUGAGAGAGUCAGAGAUCAGCUCUGGGAUCAGCAGCAUUUCUUUCUCAGAAACUUACAUGGAAAACCUUGAUGAAAAUCCUGAAAUUGAGUGAAGUCAACAUGCAAAUUUAGGAAAAUAA